AUGGCUACCACCACGGCACCUCCCCCAGGCUGUGGAGACAUUGACCCUGUUUAUUACUUCCUCUGUGACAUCUGUGAAGCCUGGGGCAUCGGUUUGGAGACUGUGGCUGCUGCAGGCAUCCUGGCCUCUCUGGUUCUCCUCUUGGUGUUCUUCAUAGGUGCUUGUAUGGUCAAGGACAAAAACAAGAAAAAUAUGGUUCCCAUUCAGGUCCUCUUCAUUCUGGGCACCCUGGGAAUCCUUGGCCUCACGUUUGCAUUCAUCAUCCAGCUCAAUUCGAAGACUGGUCCGACACGCUUCAUCUUAUUUGGGGUCCUCUUUGCUCUUUGUUUUUCCUGCCUUUUGAUCCAUGCCUUCAACCUCAUCAGGCUGGUGAGAGGAAAGCCCCCCUUCUCGCAGCUAUCAAUGCUGGUACAUGCUUUGGGCCUGACAUUUGUUCAGGUUAUCAUCGCUAUCAAAUAUGUCAUCAUCACGGUAGUAAGAGAUGGCAUUGACUUGGUUAGAAUGGGGAGAGAGCAACGCAACAAGGACUUUGUCCUUCUUCUGAUCUAUGUGCUCGUCUUAAUGGCCGUUGCCUUCAUCAUCUCCAUGUUCACCUUCUGUGGACCUUACAAAGGCUGGAAGAGGCAUGGGAUCCACAUCUUUGUCACUCUUCUCUUCUCCAUAGUCAUCUGGGUUGCAUGGAUAAGUGUGCUUCUCCUGGGUGGCCUGCCUGAUGAAGGUGCAGAAAGCAGGUGGGAUGACCCCCUCCUUGGCGUUGCUCUGGUGCUAAAUGGAUGGGUUUUCCUGAUGAUGUAUGCAGUGCCUGAGAUCUGCUUUCUUGCUACCCCAUGCCAGCCCAGGAACUAUCCUCCAGAAAAGUCCACAGCCACGCAGCGAAGUAUUGAAGCAGCAAGUACUCAAGCUCCAGAUAAAGAAGGAGCUGAGGAAGAUGUUUUGCUCCCCAGAAAGGGGAACUGUUUUCAGCCAAAGAACCUUGAAUCCAAACCACAUAUCUUGAUCCCACGAGCAAUGCUCCAUCCAGCACGCAGGCAGGAUGUAAUGGCGGCCUCUGAAGACAAGGGAACAACCUCAGGUGUACACUGA
Messenger RNA from Elgaria multicarinata webbii, 1083 nucleotides. Its product is annotated as retinoic acid-induced protein 3-like. The transcript is spliced from 3 exons. Gene Ontology annotation, cellular component: intracellular membrane-bounded organelle; extracellular exosome; signaling receptor complex. The coding region runs from base 1 to 1083 and encodes 360 amino acids. Lineage: Eukaryota; Metazoa; Chordata; Lepidosauria; Squamata; Anguidae. Gene Ontology annotation, molecular function: G protein-coupled receptor activity; protein kinase activator activity. The record is from RefSeq and is a predicted model, not a curated record. Gene Ontology annotation, biological process: G protein-coupled receptor signaling pathway.